AAACCAUCUUUGGCACGAAUCUGUUUAGGGGGCAACUAGAUAAUGGCAGCUUAGAUGACAAUCUAGACUGUGUUUUUCAUUUGAUCCCCCCACUCAAGUUAAAUUAUAGUUUUAUUCGUGCAAUGGCUCUUGAAACUGAAAAUGCUCCCGAAGCGGAGGCAGAACCUGGAUCUCGAAAUGAAGGAGAGGAAGAAGAAGAGACUGAACAGCUUCUGCCCGACACAACGAUUGUUACACACUGCAUCUACAAGAACGAUCCACAGAGACUUGUCAAGUGUUUUGAGGAUGACACAGAUCCAUAUAAAGAAGAGAUUGCAGAGCUGCUUAACGAGAGAGACGAUGACGGGAAAUCCCCACUAGAUGUCGCUGCGUGUUUGGGCAGGAUAGAACUCACGAGAGAGCUGCUUCACAGAGGUGCUGACAUCAACGAAUUUACCCAAAAAGGCUACUCAUGUCUACAUUUUGCUGCGGCCUGGGGUCGGCUACCAGUCCUGAAACUACACAUCGAGCACGGCGGUAACCUGCAACAGCGGAACACCCACGGCGAGCGGCCGCGAGAAACGGCCAUGAGAUACACACAGAUGGAAUGUGUGGACUAUUGUGCCAAAGCUAUGCUCCAGGAGUGUAUCCGCACCACUCAGGAAUCCAUCACAGAUGCCGACAAGGCAGUGGCUGGGAGAAUCACAAAAGAAGAAAGAAACAUUGCCUUAAACACCUGCAAAGAGAAGCAGGAGUGGUUAGACAACAGCCCAGAGCCCACCACCCAGGACUUCCUGUCUCAUCGCGUGGCUCUGCUGGAGAUCUGUACGCCCGUCGUACAGAAAUUGAGCGAACCCCCCCCUGAGAAAGGUUCAGCUGCCAGGCCGAGGUCUAAAACCCGAUCCAAAUCUGGCAAGAAGAGUGCUGGUCCACAGUUCAAUCCCCAGAAAGGCAAGAAAAAAGGUAAAUAACUCUUGCCGGGAGACACACUGCGGCACGGAAGUUCACAUGUUGAUCAUGGACUCAACACCUCCAAAGAUGUUUUUCCUUGUCUUUGCUGAUUCCGUCCCUCAUAACAGAGUUUACCCAAAGUUUUGUACUGUAUUUUGUUGUUUUUUCUCCAGAAGGAAUUAUUAAACUUUUUUCAGAACAGCAGUUUU
Aplysia californica (California sea hare) is the source of this 1139-nucleotide messenger RNA. Its product is annotated as ankyrin repeat domain-containing protein 45. The transcript has 9 exons. The record is from RefSeq and is a predicted model, not a curated record. Bases 123 to 950 code for a protein of 275 amino acids. NCBI's taxonomy places the organism in Eukaryota, Metazoa, Mollusca, Gastropoda, Aplysiida, Aplysiidae. Gene Ontology annotation, molecular function: protein binding.